UAACAACAACACAACACUGCCUCCUUUAAAUACACACACUAUAGGCGGAACCAGUCCCUUUCACAAACCCUAGCAGUCGAAUCCAAAAUCCCAAAAUACAAAACGAACGAUGAAGGUGAUCGCUGCUUUUCUCCUCGCUAAGCUCGGAGGAAACGAGAACCCAACUUCAAAUGAUCUGAAGAAGAUCUUGGAGUCCGUUGGUGCUGAGAUCGAUGAAUCGAGGAUAGAUCUGUUGUUUUCUCUGAUCAAGGAUCAUGAUGUGACGGAGCUUAUCGCUGCUGGGAGGGAGAAGAUGGCUGCUUUGUCUUCUGGUGGUCCAGCUGUUGCUAUGGUUGGAGGAGGUGAUGGUGGAGCUGCUGCUGCGGCUGAGCCAGCUGCUGAGUCUAAGAAGAAGGUUGAAGAGGUCAAAGAGGAGUCUUCUGAUGGUGAAGGCAUGAUGGGUCUCUUUGAUUGAUUUGGGUUAGGUUUAUGAAUCUGUUGCUGAGUAUCAUUUUGAUGUUUCUUUGGUUUUGUGAUGAUGGAUAUUUGUGUUAUGUUAAGACUUGUCUUUCUGAUGUUGGUUUAAUAAUCUUUGGAGCUUAUGAUUCUAUGGUUUUUUUA
This is a messenger RNA of Camelina sativa (false flax), 600 nucleotides long. Its product is annotated as large ribosomal subunit protein P2x. Lineage: Eukaryota; Viridiplantae; Streptophyta; Magnoliopsida; Brassicales; Brassicaceae. Gene Ontology annotation, molecular function: structural constituent of ribosome. Gene Ontology annotation, biological process: cytoplasmic translational elongation. Gene Ontology annotation, cellular component: ribosome; cytosolic large ribosomal subunit. The record is from RefSeq and is a predicted model, not a curated record.